Messenger RNA from Emiliania huxleyi CCMP1516, 1140 nucleotides. RefSeq lists its product as hypothetical. The transcript has 6 exons. Lineage: Eukaryota; Haptophyta; Isochrysidales; Noelaerhabdaceae. The record is from RefSeq and is a predicted model, not a curated record. The coding region runs from base 1 to 1140 and encodes 379 amino acids.
AUGGGGUUGGACGAGAAGCUCAACCGUCUGCAGCUGCGCGUGCUGCAGACGGCAGACCAGGGCAAGCUCACUGACGGCCAGCGCGCCGUGAUCGAGGGCCUGCCAUCGCCGCGUGGCCACCGCAACCAGCCCCCAUCGCCGCUGAACCGGAGCGCGGCUUCCACGCCACUCGGGCUCGCCGGGCGCGAGAGCGGGAGCGAGGCGCCCCUGCUGCGCGGCGACCCCUUCAUGGCGCCCGACUACUCCUGCGAGGAGGAGGAGGAGGUCUCGAUCGAGACGGCACUCGAGGCGCUCGGGCACGGCACGCUGCAGCGGCGGCUGCUCGGGAUCGCGCUGCUGCUCGAGCUGGGCGCGUUCGCGCAGCCGGCCCUCCUCGCCGCCCUCACCGACCCGCACGCCACGUGCACGCUGCCCGGGGCCGACGGCGCAGCGCAGUCCACCGCCUCUGCCGCCGCCGCCGCCGAUUCGACGGCGCGCGAUUCGACGGCGCGCAGCCUCGUCCUCGCAGCGCUGUGCGGGGCGGUCUUCGGCGGGUUGGCGUACUCCACCACAAAGGCGACCGCGACGGCCGCCGCCGCGAGCGCGCUGUACCUGGAAUGGCUGCCCGCGCGGCACCGCAGUCACACCAACGCCAGCAGCGACAACCGCACCGCCGCCUUCCACCGGCUCUGGGCUGCGAGGCCUGCCGCUACGCUGCUGCUGCAAGUCUCGUGGACCUCCGCCGCCGAGCUGCUUCCGACCGAGCGGCGCGUCGCGGGCAUGUGCGCCGUCUUCGCCCUCACGCAGGUCGUCGCCGCCACCGCCCCCGCCGACCAGUCGAUCACCGCGACGCAGCAGGCUCCAGCCUACACACGCCCCGCGCGCGCCAUCGGCAUCGCCCCAUCGUGGAUCCGAUCCCACGCCGCCGGAUGUGGGAAGCUGGCCGCCGAUCCUAAGACCCAUCGACCAGGGGUACUCCCGCGUAUCUCGGCUCCCUGCGGCGAUCGCCGCAUACCGUCCUAUGGUGGCGAGUAUCGCUACGCCAGGGAGGACAAGGGUGUCGACGUGCGGCUGCUGCUGUUCGAGUCGUUCGGCGGGUUCGGGAAGGGGGUCGGCGAGAUCCUCUGGGACGCGGCGAACGUGCUGCAGAACAAGCUCUAG